Culex quinquefasciatus (southern house mosquito) is the source of this 804-nucleotide messenger RNA. RefSeq names its product AT-rich interactive domain-containing protein 2-like. Gene Ontology annotation, cellular component: SWI/SNF superfamily-type complex. Gene Ontology annotation, molecular function: DNA binding. The record is from RefSeq and is a predicted model, not a curated record. Bases 332 to 628 code for a protein of 98 amino acids. NCBI's taxonomy places the organism in Eukaryota, Metazoa, Arthropoda, Insecta, Diptera, Culicidae. The transcript is spliced from 3 exons.
UGCAACCGUGUACGCCUAAGUUCCAAAUGUAAACAAAUAUUUUGGUGGGUCCGGUGGUGCCUGGUGAGUCCAGAACGCGAAUCAAAGCCGACCGCGGCGGCAGCCAGGACUCGAGUGCGGACCUCGGUGCGGACAUCUUCGUAAGCCAAACAGCAGCAGCAAAACGCCGGCUAAGGAGGGUGGUGCUUUGGUGGUGCUUGUGCGGGACGAGGUUGAGGGUUCGAAAAGGCCAUGGCUGCAGCUUCCUGCAGGACCUGCAGCUGUUUCACGACCGGAAUGGGUUAGAAGGAAGCUUGGGUGUUUUGUAAUUGAUUUUGUUUGUUUUUGUAGGAUGGGUGGUAGGAAUGUAGAUUCGAACCGGUUGUAUUCGGUGGUGGUGACCCGGGAUUGGUGGAUGAAGGUCGAUUCCCGCGAGGACUGGGACGAGAUCAUCAAGGAGAUGGCGCUGCCGACGCAUUGCGUGAACAAGGAGAUUGCGUUGAAGAAGAAUAACAUCCGAUUUUUGGACAAGUACGAGAAAGGAUCCGAAGAAGAGGAGGACGGCAAGAAGCGGCAUAAUCGGAUGUGGUCAGCGCGGAUGUUGCACUCGAUGUCGGCCGUUCACAACACCGCAACUUCCCGCCCAUAAACGCUCACAUCGCGACGGCGCAGCUUCAGCUGGGGACAGCGAGCAUGAAAAAUCUGUGUCAUUGUGGAAGGAGGAUGAAGUGCUCGAAAUCAAAUUCCGUUCCGAGGGCCUCAUCAACCCCAUGUUCCGGAUGCGCUUCCAGGUUCUGGAACUCCCUGUUCAGGCACUUCACUUCU